AUGCAAAAAAAUAAUGAUGAAAUUAUUGAAUCGAAAAAUAAUGUUAAAUUGUUUAAUAAAAAAAUUAAACAAGUUAAAGAACAAAUAAUUGGUAAACGUGAGAGGACACCAUGGAAAAAAAUGAGUAAAAUAAUUGAAGAUAAUUUAACAAUGGCUGACAAUGAAAAUGAUUUAUCAACAGCACCAUUACAACAUGAACAACAAGAACAAAAAGAAAAUCAAGAACAAAUUAGUAGAAAUGUUCGUGUAUCAACUCAAAUAUCAACAAGGGUAUCAUCAUCAUGUGAAAUGCCAAAAUUUGAUAAUUAUUAUAUAUCUGAAUCAGCAACAUCAUCAUCAGCUAGUCCACCUGGACCUGGUCCAAUACCAUGGCCACCAAAUACUUGUGAACAACCAAAAACACCACCUCUACCAUCUACAUCUACAUCACUGCUACCACCACCAUCAGCACCACCAUUAAUUAUACGAAAAAAAAAAAAAGAUAAAAUUAAAAAAAAGAAAUCAACAACAUCUUCAUGUUCAUCAUCAAAAACACCACCACCACCACAAUCAUUAUCAUUUAAUCAAAAUAAUUUAGCACCAUCAUCACCAUCAUCACCAGAGACAGCAUCAACAAGUCCAACAAUAUCAACACGUGAAGUUUCUUUUAAUGGAACAAUACAAACAUUUAAUAUAUUAUCUAAAACACAAGCUGUUAAAAAAGGCUAUAGUGUUAAUAAAGAUGAUUUUAUUAAAAAGAAAAAAGAGAAAAAAAUAAUUAUUGUUAAUAAAAAACGUAAAAGAAAAACAAUUGAUGAUGAUAAAAAAAGACAAAAGUUAUUGACAGAUGAUGUUGUUGUUGAGCCUGAAGUUGUAAAAUUACCAAUUCCAAAACUUUGUUCAUGUGAAAAUACUGAAUGCAAUGAAAAUAUUUGUGUCAAUCGUGAGAGAUUGAAUGUAACACUAUCAUUACCACCAGUUGCUGACCUGCCAGAUGUUACAAAUGACGUUGUUGAGCUUUUACAAAUACCAAUUAAUGACUCAAGUGACAACAAAAUAUUGAUUAGCAUGAAUGUUAAUCAAGUAGUAAGUACAAUUGAAGACAAAGAAUUAAAUACAAAUGAAAAUGUUGAUGAUUCACAACCAAAACCAUUAGUAAAAGCAGUUGAAAUACUUCCAAAAGGUUCAAUUAAAUUUGCAAAUAAAAAAAUACCAGUUAAAAAACGUGGCAACGAUGAAAAAGUCAAUGAAAUUGAAUUUUCUGAUAAUGAUAAAAACACAAAUGGUAAUUUAACUGAAAUUAAAUUAACUGAUAAUGACAAUGUUGAUAAUUGUUUAUCAAAAAAAGACAUUAAAAAUAAUUAUAAUAAAUUGACAAUUGAAAAUGAAGAAAAUCAAGGUGAAAAAAAAAUUGGUAGACGUCAUUCAGUGCUUGAUGAUGGUAGACUAAGUAGAUGUAGUAGAACAUCAAUAUCAGAAAAAGCAUUGUCUGUUGAUUUAGAAAAAUUAACACCAAAUAUUAUUGAACAUUAUCAACGUAAAUCAUCUGGAAUGUCAACUGAUAUGACAAAUAAAAUAACAGCUGAAAGAAAUGUAUCAAUUUCAAGUUGUGCAACUGACAAGACGGUACCAACAACACCACCAAAUGAAAAUCCAUCUAAAAUCAAAAGAUUUUCACCAAUUAGAUUUGAUAAAUCGUCAGCUGAUAAAAAAUUCAUAAUAAAAACCACUGACACUGAUAAAUUACAUACAUUUAAUGAGCCAAAAAACUUGAUGAUUAAAAAUAAUUCUGUUGAUGAUAAUAAUGUAAAAGAGUCUGUCAUUAAUAAUGUGGCUGGUUCACAAAUAAUUAAUAAUGAAAAGACAAAAAGAAAAAUUGAAACAGAUAUUAAAUCACCAAGUCCAAAGAGGUUUAAAUUUGAUAGAAAAAGACAGAAAGAAGAUGACGAUGAUGAAGAAGAAGAAGGUAGUUCUGAAUCUUCAUUAAAUAAAUUGAAAAAAAAUUCAUCAAGUCGUUCAUUAAGUAAAAGUCCAAUUGCAGCAGUAAAAACAACAGCUGGUACAAAAGUUCAAGAUGAUUUUAUUAUGAAAUGGCUAAAUAAAGAUAUUGAUAAUUCAGUGAUUGAAAAUAAUAACAAUACUGUUGAUAAAGAUAAAAUGAUAACGAAUGAUGACAAAUCAGUAUCACCAAAAUUGACUAAAAAUAAUUUACAAUUAUUUACUGUUAAUAAUGAGGUAAAACAAAAUGAAGAUGCUUCAGUUGAUCAAACACAACUAGUGGAUGAAAUACUUGACUAUCAUGAAGAUGGAUUAACUGAUGAUGAAUUACAACCAACAGAAAAAUUAUCAGUUGGUUCAACAAAAGUAAUUGACAAUUUAUCAGUAACAAGUAAUAAAAAAUUAUCAGCAUCAUCAUCAUCAAGUGACAAUUAUAAAUUAGAAAUUGAUGAUAAAUUAUCAAGUUCAUCAUCAAGUCAUUCAUGUUGUCCAACAGAUUGUUCAUGUGAUGCUGGAUCAACAACAAAAUUACAAAAUAAAACUUCAUCAAAUUUAUUGAAAGACAAUAUUGAAAAGCCAAAUAAUGCCAUGUCAUUUGAUCAAGACAUUACAGACACUGAAGAUUUACAAUUGAGUGAAAAAUUAGAUGACAAAAGUGUAAAAGAUAAAUUAAAUAAUCAAGAUAAUGACGAUGAAAUAUCAUUAUUUGGUGGUGAUAUUGAUGACAUUGAAACAGAAGACAAUAAUGAUGAUGAAAAAAAAACAACACCAAUAUCAAUAGCAACAAUGUCAAAUCAUUCAAAUGACGAUGAUAAUUAUAAAAAAAUGCAUUUAAAUAAUAUUGAUCCAUUUAUUGAACAUAACAAUGCUGAAUUUAAUCAAGUAUUUGAUGAAUACGAAAUGAAUCAAAAUCAAAUAAACACAAUACCAAUUAAUCAUCAUCAUCAUCAUAACAAUAACAAUCGUAAAUUAAUAACAUUUGAUAAUUCAAACAAGUCCAUGAUAAACAACAAUGAUAAUAUUGAUAAUAAAAAAACAAGAAUAAAUGAAUAUCCACCAGGUGUAAUUAAAAUGUUUAAUGGUUAUUGUUUUGGUAUGUUGAAACGUUCACGUUGUCCAAAAAUAUCAAAUUGUCGUUUUCAGCAUAUAUUAGAACCAAAAGAUGAAUUGCUAAAUGACGAACAGCCAUAUGUUAUUAAAUUACGUAUGGAUUAUGCAAUAUUUCGUGGAUGGCAUUGUUAUGUAACACGUGUUUAUGAAAAUGCAAUUAAAAAUAUGGAUACUACAAAAUUAAUACUUGAAUUAUACAAUGAUAUUGUUGAUAAAUUUGUUGAUGAAAUAAAUGAGCCAGUAUAUGGUUUAUUAGCACCAACAGUUAUUGAACUUGCUGAAAGAAAAAUGCCACCAGUACAUAUUGUCAAUGCUUUAAUUAAAACAAUAAAAAAAGAUGAUUCAUAUAAACCAAAAAUAAUUAUUAAAAAAAUUAAAAAUUACAUUGAAAAUGGUAAUUAUUGGAUAACAUUACGUGAGUUGAUAUUGAUGUUGGAACAACCACCAAAUGAAAUAAUACCAUCAAUAUUAAAUGAGUGUUUAUUGGGCAAAGUAAGUAUUGAACAAGCACUUGAUGUUCAAAAAAAUAUGAUGAGUAAAUUACCACAAGAGGUGACUAACACUUUGAAUCAAUCAUUAAUACGUAGUUGGUCACAAUUAUUAAAAACAAUUGAAGAUAAAUAUGAGCUUAAUAAUUUAAAUGAUCAUAAAACAAUUGAGAAAUAUGAUGAUAAGGUUGAAGCACCAUCAAUUGAGUCACCAGGUUCAUCAACAGCAACAAUACCACAAAUUAAUUUACCACCAAUUAUGACUGGAAUCAAAAAACGACUUGGUAAACUUAAUAAAUUAUUAAAUAACGAUAAUAAUAAUAAUAAUAAUCAUGAUGAAGCAGCUGGUGCUGUUGAUGAUAAUGAUGAAGAUGAUGAUGAUGAUAAAAUUGAUAAUGUAGAUUUUAUUGAAAGUAAUAAUCAUCAUGAUGAUGAACAUGGAUAUGAAAUUGAAAUAGUUGAUAAUGUCAGUAAACCAGUGUGUAUUUAUCAAAAUCAGUUGUUUAAUUUUCAUAAUAAUUUACAAAUAAUUCGUAAUGAAUUAAAAAAAAAUAAUUACAAAGCAGUUAUACAAAUAUUAAAUGAUGUUAAAAUAAAUACAAAUGAAUUGUCACCAUUUGCACGUGGUUUUUAUGCAAUUUUAUGCAAAGAAAUUAUGACGGCAACUCAUCAUCUGGCUGAGAUUAUACAUUUAUCAGUGCACAAAGGAAACGAUGUUGUUAAACUUCUGAAUUUGUUGAUAAAAGUUGGUAAUUAUUUGUUAGUAAAACUUGCUGAUACUGGUGCAAUGGGACUUGCUUAUCAAUUAGUCAAAACUCUACAACCUUAUCGUAUUGAAUUAUCAACAUCACAUAUAAUUCUAACUAUCGAAAUUUAUAUUGCAAAUCGUCAUCUUUUGAAAGCCCUUGAUUUGGUAAAACAACAUAAUUUAAUAUUUGUACGUCGAAGUAAAAUGAAUCCAGAAGAAUAUGCUAAGCUGGAAUAUUUGAGAAGACCAUUAAUUAAUUUAUUGCUUAAAAGUUUGUGUAAAGAUUAUCCAAAAGAGGCAUAUUAUUUAUUUGAAAGAUUAUUAAAAGAACAAAGCAGUUGUUGUGAGCCAAUUGAUUUACGUAAACAUGUUCAUAAUGUUGUUGCAUCAUUGGUACGACAUAAUAAUGAUGAUCAAUUGAUGUCAAUGGGAUUACUAAUGCUCAAACAUAAAGUACCAAUUUUUAUAUCAACAUUAAGAAUUUUCGUUAUGAAAUUAUUUUACAUCAAUAGAUAUAUUGCUCAUCAAAUGUAUUCAUAUGCAAUUGGUCUUGGUGCAUACUCAAUAAUUAAAGUUGGUACUUUGACAACAAUGGUCAUCCAUACUCAAUGGAAUGAGGAAGAAAUAUACUUACGAAUACAUGAUUUACUUGAAAAUAUUUCAAAUAAAUUGUGGCAUCUUAUUGAACGUCCAGGACCUAAAGAAUUUUCAGUUUAUCUAACGAUUGAGAUUGUUCCCAGUGAAUUUAAUAAACCAACUUAUACUGAGUGCAAUAAUAAAGAUAUUAUUGAUGAGACAAAAUUAAGGCUACUUGAAGUACUUGAUAAAUUUGAGCCAAAAAUUAAAAUGAUUGAAAUUGAUGAAAGGAUUUAUAAAAUUUUAGACUAUUCAAUCGUCAAUUACGUCAAGUCAAAUCACUCAUUAGUUUAAGUUGUUAUUUAUCUACUUGAU
Molecule: messenger RNA, 5274 nt
Organism: Aphidius gifuensis
Lineage: Eukaryota; Metazoa; Arthropoda; Insecta; Hymenoptera; Braconidae
Product: bromodomain-containing protein DDB_G0280777-like
Exons: 8
Coding region: 1-5253 (1750 amino acids)
Source: RefSeq, a predicted model, not a curated record